Molecule: messenger RNA, 1323 nt
Organism: Hordeum vulgare subsp. vulgare (domesticated barley)
Lineage: Eukaryota; Viridiplantae; Streptophyta; Magnoliopsida; Poales; Poaceae
Product: dof zinc finger protein 4-like
Exons: 2
Coding region: 266-907 (213 amino acids)
Biological process (GO): regulation of DNA-templated transcription
Molecular function (GO): DNA binding; DNA-binding transcription factor activity
Source: RefSeq, a predicted model, not a curated record
GCAUAGCCAUCGGUUACUACAACUAGGCCACGACCAACCGCUCCCGUCGAUCGAUCCGUCAGCUCCAUUACCUGAUUGCCGCCGUCGCCGUCGCCGCCGCCCAACAGCUCAGACUGACCGCUACGUCUCACACUCCUAGCUAAUCGCCUAGCUACGAGCAGGUCGGUUAGAGCUAGCUAGCUGGUGAUCACCACGCACGCCCGCUGCACGUUUUAAGCCGGCCGGGUCGGACACGGCAUGCCCUGCUCCGCUCGCUCGGCAAACGAUGGCUCCAGCUUCCGCCUCUGUCGUCCCGGCCGCCACCUCCAACGCCGGCGCCAAGCGCACCGCCGACGCCCAUGACCCCGACGCUGCUGAGCAUCCACUCCAGCAGGAGGGCGCGGUGACCAAGAAGAACGUCCAGAGCCAGCAGCAGCCGCAGCCGAAGCUGGAGUGCCCGCGUUGCAGCUCCAGCGACACCAAGUUCUGCUACUACAACAACUACAGCACGGCGCAGCCGCGCCACUACUGCCGCACCUGCCGCCGUUACUGGACGCACGGCGGCACCCUGCGCAAGGUCCCCGUCGGUGGCGCGUGCCGACGCGGCUCCGGCAGCAGCAACAAGCGCCGCAGAUCCUCAGCCGAGCCUCACACGCCCUCCUCCGACUCGCCGGCGCCGCAGCCGGAUCUGCAGGAGACGCUCGCCCCGCUCCCGGCCUUCCCGUUCCUCACCGACGGCGGCCCCGUCUUCCUGCCGCAGUUCGACCUCGGGCUCGGCGGGUUUCCGUGGACGACGCCGGCGGCCACGGACAACCUCUACGACGGGCUCGCGCCGUGGGAUGGCUGUCUCGCCCCCACCGGCGCGUCGGAAGACUUCGGCGGCCUCGAGCUCAGCUGGCCGCCGCCACCGCCGCCUGCCGAGAGCUGAUCGGCGUCGUCAUGUCAGUCAGGGUGUCGCCGGCGCGUUCGAGGCUCCUGUUUUGUCAUCGCAGCCUCGAUCGAGGCCAAUAGUGCAAAUUUGCACGGGAAAUUGUACGUCUCCCGUGACCAACUAGACAUCUUUGACCACACUAGUUAAUUGUCUAAUGACCUACCUAGCUCGAUCCAUUUCAAGUUACAUUUGCAUGUAUGGACGUGGCUAGCAAGUGCAUGAGUAUCCAGGCUACUUGUUUCCCUCGUGUCUUGAAAUGUUUUUUUUUUCUAAACGGGUUACUUGAAAUGUUUUGUCCUCUAGGUAAACCUCGCCAAGGGAAGACUAGGAUCAUCUUCAGCCACGACACGUAAAUUCGAACCCUCAAACGUUCCUAACGUGUCCGUUCAGUAAUCAUAUGUGUUUUCUAUUUA